Molecule: messenger RNA, 438 nt
Organism: Sphenostylis stenocarpa
Lineage: Eukaryota; Viridiplantae; Streptophyta; Magnoliopsida; Fabales; Fabaceae
Source: the annotation of a GenBank genome assembly
AUGUUUUGUCUCACUGUUUUGGUUAGUGCAGGCAGGGCUAGUUCUGACUUGAUCAAGCUUUUGACUCCAACCAAAAAAAUAAAAAAAAUAAAAAUGGAGGGUGACACAUUCUCUGGUCUCGGCAACGGUACCCAGAUUGAUAACAAGAUUUUGCAAACAUUUAAGAAAAGCUUUGUUCAAGUCCAGGACAUCUUGGAUCAGAACCGGGUACUCAUCAAUGAGAUAAACCAGAAUCACGAGUCCAAGGUCCCUGACAACCUCAGCAGAAACGUUGGCCUUAUUAGGGAGCUCAACAACAACAUCAGAAGAGUGGUUGACCUUUAUGCGGAUCUUUCAAGCUCCUUUACCAAAUCCAUGGAGGUUUCUUCCGAAGGAGAUUCCAGUGGUGCUGUGAAAUCUGACGGCAAAGCAGGUCACAAGCGACACAGGCCUCUUUAG